AUUGGGGAGGAGAGGAUAGAGGAGGAGAGGAUAGAGGAGGAGAGGAUAGAGGAUGAAGAGGAGGAGAGGGAAGAGGAGGAGAAGAUGGAGGAGGAGAGGAGGCCUCUGUUGAAGAGUGAGAACCAGGUCAAAGCUCCAGACCAGGGGAGCCACCCAGACCUCCACCCCAGCUUUAGGCUCCUCAAAUCUGUUAAAGACUCUCCGUAUCCCCCUCCUCCAUCCACACCCAGACACAGCAGUCCUGAAGAAACCCCUCCCCUCCCCUCCUCCUCCUCCUCUCCUCUGAGGCAGAAGGAUAGUGUUGAAGAGGUGACGACAGACUGUGUUGUAAUCAGGAUCCAGGACAUGAACUCUCCUGGCUGGUCCUCUCUGUCUCAGGAGAACACCUCACCUCCCCUCCCAGAUAUCUGGAGUGAUCAUCAGGGCUGUCAGACAGAAGGGGACCUUCCUCCAGGAUGGAAGAGGAUUACAGACAAGGCUGAUAUCUACUACUGGCAUAUCCCUAGUGGAGCCACACAGUGGGAGAGACCAGCGCCCAGAGACCCUCUCACCAGACAGGAGGGCUCUAGCCUGGGGGACACCACCUCAGCCUCCCCACCUCCAGACCACCAGAAGCAGCUGUGGGGUGAUGUUGGAGCUGUGAGUGGGGGAAAGAUUGAUAGUGAGGUUUGGAAGGACCUGCAGGCGGCCACGGUGAACCCUGACCCCAGCUUGAAGGAGUUUGAGGGAGCUACGCUCAGAUAUGCAUCGCUACGGAUCCCUCUCCCACUGGAAGAGGAGGAGUCUAACAGUGACCCUGAGGCCAAGUGUUUUGCGGUGCAGUCUCUGGGUUGGGUAGAGAUGGCAGAAGAGGACCUGUCGCCAGGGAAGAGUAGUGUUGCCGUUAACAACUGUAUCCGACAGCUAUCCUACUGCAAGAGCAACAUCAGAGACACGGUCGGCAUCUGGGGAGAGGGUCAGGACAUGUAUCUGGUUCUGGUGAACAACAUGUUGAACCUGGUUGAUCCUACGGACCGUUGUCUUGGCAACGUGCUUCAUUCUCAGCCAAUAGCAAGCAUUCGUGUCUGGGGGGUCGGCCGUGACAAUGUCAGAGAGAGGGACUUUGCGUACGUAGCGAGGGAUAAGGACACCAGGAUUCUGAAGUGUCAUGUGUUCCGUUGUGACACGCCAGCUAAAGCCAUCGCUACCAGCCUCCACCUCAUCUGCUCUAGGAUCAUGUCAGAGCGUAAGCAUGCUAAAGCUUUAUCAGGGGCGUUGUCAGGGGCGUUGUCAGGGGGCGUGUCUCUACACGACAGAAUGCAGUCAGGACUAGACCUCCCACUACAAGCAGAGUUCCCCACUCCAAAGACAGAGUUGGUCCAGAGAUUCCGGCUGCUGUAUCUGGGUAUGAAGCCAGUAGACAGACCUAAAGGUAUGGACAUAUUGAACGGGGCGAUAGACAGUCUGAUUGGUUCUUCCAGUAGAGAGGAGUGGAAAGCUGUUAACCUCAACGUGGCUGAUGCUACCCUCAUUAUCAGCAACAACCAGGAGGAGGAGGAGAAGGUGAAGGAGGAUGAGGAGGUGAAGGAGGAGGUGGAGGAGGAGGUGGAGGAGGAGGAGGAGGUGUUGGUAGAGUGCAGGGUGAGGUUUCUGUCCUUCAUGGGGGUAGGGAGGGACAUCCACUGCUUUGCCUUCAUCAUGGACGGAGGAGGACAACGCUACGAGUGUCACGUGUUCUGGUGUGAACCCAACGCUGGACAGCUCUCUGAGGCCGUACAGGCUGCGUGCAUGUUAAGGUAUCAGAAGUGCCUGUUGGCUCACCCCCCCUCCCAGAGACCCCUCCCCUCCUGUGGCCGUGGCUCCUCCUCCCUUGGCAGCGGCGGUGGGAACCGCGGUAACGGCGGUGUGAAGAGAGGAGUGCUGUCCCUCAUCGACACCCUCAAACAGAAGGGACCGCUGCCCCACCAGAGUAACCACGGAAACUAAACUAACAUCGUGACUACGACCGCACACCCCGGUAACUAUGGGGGAAAAAACAACGCUGCACCUUGCUAACCGUGGAAAUCACUACUCUAACCUGGUCGAACUAUGGCAGCCAAACGUAGACCUCCUCCCAUCACCUCAACACAUAACUGUCUACCACUCGGUGAUCACCUCAACACAGAACUGUCUACCACUCGGUGAUCACCUCAACACAGAACUAUCUACCACUCGGUGAUCACCUCAACACAGAACUGUCUACCACUCGGUGAUCACCUCAACACAGAACUGUCUACCAGUCGUGUUCAACACAAAGAGAGAGAGAGAGAGAGAGAGAGAGGAAAAUAAUCAGGUUGGAGUGACCUCUACCCUCUGACCUGGUGACCCUUCCUGUCUGUACCUGUACCUCCAGCAUGACCUGGGACACCUGUAGAGGCACCUGUAGACACAACCUACACACACCUGUAGAGACACCUGUAGACACAACCUACACACACCUGUAGAGGCACCUGUAGACACAACCUACACACACCUGUAGAGGCACCUGUAGACACAACCUACACACACCUGUAGAGGCACCUGUAGACACAACCUACACACACCUGUAGAGGCACCUGUAGACACAACCUACACACACCUGUAGAGGCACCUGUAGACACAACCUACACACACCUGUAGAG
Oncorhynchus mykiss (rainbow trout) is the source of this 2639-nucleotide messenger RNA. Lineage: Eukaryota; Metazoa; Chordata; Actinopteri; Salmoniformes; Salmonidae. The record is from RefSeq and is a predicted model, not a curated record.